This is a messenger RNA of Salvia miltiorrhiza (redroot sage), 510 nucleotides long. RefSeq lists its product as uncharacterized. The transcript is spliced from 2 exons. Bases 1 to 510 code for a protein of 169 amino acids. The record is from RefSeq and is a predicted model, not a curated record. Lineage: Eukaryota; Viridiplantae; Streptophyta; Magnoliopsida; Lamiales; Lamiaceae.
AUGGCAGACACAGAUGUUGAAGAUGAGACAAAGGAUGAUGAUGAUAGUGAGGAGACCGAGCCUAGUGAGGAGGAGGAGAUCGAGCCCAGUGAGGAUAUGACAGUAGAUGAUGCAGGAAGUAGACUUAAGGGGUCAGCAGAUUUUUGGUGGGAAGCGAAGCAGAAAACCAUGACCCCAGAACAGAUGGCUGCUCUAACUUGGGAGCAAUUUAAGAUAGCGCUGUGUGAAAAAUAUGUACCGCGAAGUUAUCAAAAGAAGAAGGAGACGGAAUUUGUAAAUCUGAGGCAGGGAAACAAAACAGUAGCUGAGUACGAUCGUCUGUUUUGUGAUUUGGCUAGAUAUGCACCAUAUCGAGUAGAUACGGAUGAGAAGAUGUCAGAGCUGUUUUGCUCUGGACUAAAGCAAGAGAUACGAGUUGUCUUGGCAAGUCAGAGUGCGCUGUCAUAUGCUGAAGCUUUAAAUCGAGCACUGGAUAUGGAACUGGCAAUGCAGCCAGAAAAGACGAGUUAA